CAUCGCGGAGUCUCUUCACUGCUCUUCCGCGGCGCUGGAAACGCGGCGCAGCCUGGCCCCGCGCGGCCGCCAUAGAGUCCCUGUUGCCAUGGCUCCCAGGGUCCGGAGCGGACGCACGGAGGUGUGACUAGAAAGUGCGAAGGAAGACCUCGGGGUCCGGGGCCAGCUUCCCCGGCCCGCGAACCGAAGAGGUGCCAUGGGCCGGAUCACUGAAGAUCUUAUUAGACGGAAUGCCGAACACAAUGACUGUGUAAUUUUUUCCCUGGAGGAACUCUCCUUGCAUCAGCAAGAAAUAGAAAGACUAGAACACAUUGACAAAUGGUGCCGGGAUUUAAAAAUCCUCUAUCUUCAAAAUAACCUCAUUGGAAAAAUUGAAAAUGUUAGCAAACUCAAGAAACUUGAGUAUUUGAAUUUAGCUUUAAACAACAUCGAAAAAAUUGAAAAUUUGGAAGGAUGCGAAGGACUGAAAAAACUUGACCUGACGGUAAAUUUCAUUGGAGAGCUGAGCAGCAUUAAAACCCUUCAGCACAACAUCCACCUGAAGGAGCUCUUUCUCAUGGGUAACCCGUGUGCUGACUUUGACGGCUACAGGCAGUUCGUGGUGGCAACUCUUCAACAAUUAAAGUGGUUGGACGGUAAAGAAAUAGAGCGAUCAGAAAGGAUUCAGGCAUUGCAGAACUUUCCAGUAAUUGAACAACAAAUCGGAGAGCAAGAGAAAGCUUACUGUCUCAAAAGAGCCAAAGACAAGGAAGAGGCUCAGAGGAACCUGCGAGAAGAGGAGGAAAAUGAAGCCAAAGGCAGAAAUUACCCAGGCUUUGAGGGACAGAGCCCAUUUUCAGUAGAGAGCAAAGAGCACGUCCAGGCACCAGAAGGACAAGAAGGGGAAUGCAACCAAAAGAAGUUCAAGGGCAGCGAAGAUGACCUGGAAUUCUGGAACAAGCCCUCUUUGUUUACUCCUGAAUCUCGAUUGGAAACACUUAGGCAUAUGGAAAAACAACGGAAAGACCAAGAAAAAUUAAGUGAAAAGAAGAAGAAAGUGAAACCACCCAGGAUUUUGAUCACUAAAGAUGGGAAAGCCUUGAAUGUAAAUGAUCCCAAACUUGACUUCUCCUUGAAAGAUGAUGAAAAACACAACCAGAUCAUCUUGGACCUUGCUGUCUAUAGGUACAUGGACACCUCUCUAAUCGAUGUUGACGUGCAGCCAAAUUACGUCCGAGUCACUGUCAAAGGAAAGCCAUUCCAGCUUGUCCUUCCUGCAGAAGUCAAGCCUGACAGCAGCUCUGCCAAACGCUCUCAGACGACAGGGCAUUUGGUGAUCUGCAUGCCCAAGGUAGACGGAGUAAUCACACGGCGACAAACAUCAAAGUUUGGGGAAAGUACCUUGGACAGCAGCAGAGAGCCCGCAAACCAAAGAAACAAGCAAAUUGAGAAACUAGAAGUAGAUCCUAGCAAGCAUUCCUUCCCUGAUGUGGCUAACAUAGUUCAAGAGAAAACACACAGGCCCCGAAGAAUUCAAUCUGAACCCAAAAUUACAGCAAAUGAGGAAGAUCCCGACUUUGAAGAUAACCCUGAAGUGCCUCCAUUGAUUUGAAACAUCAGGCUGCAUCGACGGACCCACCAAACCCAGUUCUGUUCCUUGCAGCGUGCGUGCAGACCACUGUGGGGUAAACACCGAGUUAUUUAUCAACUUACUACUCCAGUGUUUUAGCUUCUGCUCUAUACAGUAAUAUUCUUAAGCUAGUUUAAAAUUCAAAUGUAUAUCUUAAAAUGCUAUAACUCAUUUGUCUAUAAUAAAAUGCU
Messenger RNA from Ailuropoda melanoleuca (giant panda), 1800 nucleotides. RefSeq names its product dynein axonemal assembly factor 11 (gene DNAAF11). NCBI's taxonomy places the organism in Eukaryota, Metazoa, Chordata, Mammalia, Carnivora, Ursidae. Gene Ontology annotation, biological process: outer dynein arm assembly. Gene Ontology annotation, cellular component: cytoplasm. The transcript is spliced from 12 exons. Bases 197 to 1591 code for a protein of 464 amino acids. Gene Ontology annotation, molecular function: protein binding. The record is from RefSeq and is a predicted model, not a curated record.